Aspergillus pseudotamarii is the source of this 1902-nucleotide messenger RNA. RefSeq names its product fungal specific transcription factor domain-containing protein. The transcript has 4 exons. Gene Ontology annotation, cellular component: chromatin. Lineage: Eukaryota; Fungi; Ascomycota; Eurotiomycetes; Eurotiales; Aspergillaceae. Gene Ontology annotation, molecular function: DNA-binding transcription factor activity, RNA polymerase II-specific; RNA polymerase II cis-regulatory region sequence-specific DNA binding; zinc ion binding. The record is from RefSeq and is a predicted model, not a curated record. Gene Ontology annotation, biological process: regulation of transcription by RNA polymerase II; DNA-templated transcription. Bases 1 to 1902 code for a protein of 633 amino acids.
AUGAGCUUCAAUGGAGACAUAGGGAAGUCUAGGCUGUUACCGGAUGACCAGCAGCUAGUGGGAAACGCUAGCGUUCAACCGCCGCCGGAGGUAAUGCCCCUUUUCGGUGCGUUGGGCUAUUCGAACUAUGCUCCUAACUUGGGCAAUUUGUUCACAUGGGGUCCAUUCGACUGCCUUGAUGAUCCGCAAUAUAAUGCUUCCCUCAACAGCGGCGCUGGAUUCAAUGGUUUGGACUCGCUCUGUCAUCAAAUUCCACUCCCACUUGAACCUCCUUCGAUUUUACAAACGCCCAGGUCGAGCACACCUAUUGAACCAGCUACGCUACGGUCACUGCCUACUCCCGCGGAAGAAAUUCAUCAAUCUUCCCAAACCGCAGCGCAUGUACCAAAUGAUCCCACAGUAUCUAGCUCUACAUCUUCUAGAGGGGAUCUGGAUUCCCAUUCUGAGGAUGAUUUACUGAUCGCAGAAAACUUCUUCCAUGUUGGUGCCAUACGUAAUGAAACGUAUGAAAAGAUUCAGAGCUUCUAUCUGUCUCAGACGGACAUCUGUUUCAAGGAGUUGGCUUUUCCCGACGUCAACCGCCUCAAUUGUCUUGUUCAGCUGUAUUUUGAGUAUUUCCAUGCACAGAUGCCAUUUAUACAUCCAAUAAUGCUCGAAAGCGACGGCUCGUGGGUUCUAGUGCUUGCCGUGGCGGUUAUUGGGAGCCAAUAUACUAGAAUGGCUAUGGGUAGACAGUACAUCAUCGUUCUCUCCGAACUCUUACGUCGUGCGAUCCCUCUUGAUGCUAUGAAAGCGCUGCAAUUCGAUGCAGUGACCCUGGCGCAAUCAACUUUGCUGCUCAAUGUUAACCUUGUGUUCAAUGGUUUCCGAGACAAUAUCAUCAAUUUGCAGUUUCUACGGACCUGGCUGGCUACACUCAUCCGCCCUUUUCUUAAACCCCACAGCAAAAGAGAUUCUGCCUUGCUGGAUGUCUCCCGAACUGUGAAUAUCCACGGCCGAUGGCAUGCAUGGCUCCAAGCAGAAGCCCACACCCGGCUAGUAUAUGCGUUUUUCCUGCUCGACUCGUUCUGUGUCAUAUUUCAUGAUAUGCAACCAAGCUAUACGAUAGAUGAUUUUGAGCACAGACUCCCAUAUCCAGAUGAACUCUGGAGCAGCCAGGAUGCUCACUCCUGGGCGUCGCAUCUCCAAUCCUGCCAGGAGACACCAGCGAUCACUAUAAGAGAAUUUCUGUCGCCUAGCUGUAGUAAUGACCUCUCUCUUGAACAACUACCCUGGUUCAACAGAUUAACAGUACUACUUGGUCUUUUUGUCGGAGAGAAGCAAGCUGUCAAUGCGUCUCAGUGUUCUGCUCGCUUUCUAGUGCCUAGCGGUAAUCCCUGCACGUUGCCGUACUUGCAGGAGACGCCCAACUCAUACUCAAGCCUGGAUUCCAGAUACCAACUCUUAGAGCCGAACUGCACACUAGCAAAGUCAGUGCCCGCUUUCGCUGACUGCUUCAAUAUCUGCUAUCAUUUAAUUUCCAUCUUUAGAUACACUUCUAUACGGGAUAUACUUGCUUACACCGGGUGGCUUGUUACUACUGUGGAGAGUAUCGCUGCCGGGAAUCGCAUCGCUCAAAUGAUGGAGAAAGACACGGAACGUGCGCGUAAAUGUGUAGUACAUGCUGGUGCAAUAAUUAGGGAGCUUCGUGGUGUCUCAGCUCCUGCCUGUUACCAUUGUUUCAGUCUCCUAUUUGCGUUCCUAUAUUUAUGGGUCUAUGAGCGGUUCCAAGCCGGCACUACUACAGAAAUGCGUCAUUCAGACCGGUCUUCGCCAUAUAGGCUGUUAAGGAUCGACCGUGACCCCGAUCCAGUGCUGGAGAAACAGUGGAUUGCUGGCGAUGCCGACUGUCGACCUUACUAA